Molecule: messenger RNA, 703 nt
Organism: Athalia rosae (coleseed sawfly)
Lineage: Eukaryota; Metazoa; Arthropoda; Insecta; Hymenoptera; Athaliidae
Product: small integral membrane protein 8
Exons: 3
Coding region: 348-614 (88 amino acids)
Source: RefSeq, a predicted model, not a curated record
UGAGGGCACCAUAAAAGUUAUUUAAAAAGAAGCUGUCAAAAAGUAGCUGAUGAGUAAAAUAUAUUCACAAGUGAUUGAAUUAAAUUAAACUUGAAGGAGUUUUUUGAAAAGUCUUCAGACUCUGUCUUUUACAUAAUUAAUUACAAUUUCUGUAACAAGUUGCGAGUGAAAAAUCGCGGUGCUACUUCAUGAGGUUAUGCAACGUGGAAAAUCGCGUGCAGCUAUUAAUUCUUUCUUGGUUCAGUGUACUUAAAAUGAUGAAAGAAUAGACGAGGAAUUGUUGAGGGUUGAAGAACAAUUUUAUAAAGUUAAUACUGUGGAUUAUUUCUAGAAAUUAGAAACUAAGAAUGUCAGGGGAUAAAAAUGCUCCAAACCCAAAACCAGGAGAUGGAUUACGCUCAUUACGAAGUACCAUGCUCUUUAGAGCUGUUAAUUACGAGCUUUACGUGAAACCGAAUGCGGUAAUAAUGGCUUUGGGUGUUGUGGCCAUGACUGGAUGCGCUGGUUACAUAUACUACAUGCGUAGCAAGUACGAAGGAAUGGGGUACUACUCUGCAAUCGAAGGAGACGGCAAGGAAACCUUUAAAAAAAGAACAUCAAAAUGGAAUGACUGACACUUCUUUUUUCCCUUUUGCUUCGAUGAGGUAUAUUUUAACUGUAGUUAAAUCAUUUUCUGAUAAAUAAAUACUUACUGUGGAUUUUA